AUGGAUCUUGCAUCGGUGAAGAAGUAUCUAGAAGGUGAACAAGUCGAGAAAGAUGAAGCCGACGAGAAGAAAACAGAAUCAAAAGUAGCGAAUUUACCAAACAGAUUCAUCGAGAGAUUCGUUGUCAAAGGUCUUAAAGUCGAUCUCAUCGAGCCUGGUCGAGUCGUCUGCUCCAUGAAAAUCCCUCCUCAUCUCCUGAACGCAGGGAAUUUCUUACACGGAGGAGCAACAGCGACAAUGGUGGAUUUGCUCGGAUCAGCUGCAAUUUGCACAAGCGGUGUUACACAGACCGGAGUUUCUGUUGAAAUCAAUGUCUCAUAUCUUGAUGCUGCUUUCCUUAACGAAGAGAUAGAGAUUGAAGCAAAGACAUUGCGUGUUGGUAAAGCUGUUGCUGUAGUGAGUGUUGAGCUGAGGAAGAAGAAGACUGGUAAGCUUAUAGCUCAAGGUCGCCAUACUAAGUACCUUGCUCCUCGUAGUAAGCUUUGA
Messenger RNA from Arabis nemorensis, 486 nucleotides. The record is from the annotation of a GenBank genome assembly. Lineage: Eukaryota; Viridiplantae; Streptophyta; Magnoliopsida; Brassicales; Brassicaceae.